This is a messenger RNA of Helianthus annuus (common sunflower), 799 nucleotides long. RefSeq lists its product as uncharacterized. Lineage: Eukaryota; Viridiplantae; Streptophyta; Magnoliopsida; Asterales; Asteraceae. Bases 125 to 571 code for a protein of 148 amino acids. The transcript has 6 exons. The record is from RefSeq and is a predicted model, not a curated record.
GAAUAAUCACAUCCUCCACGUGCUCUGUUUUCACUUCUUCUGGUACUUCUAUUUUGUCUCCACCUGCAAAUCUUAUCCACCGAUCGAUUCCUCUGUUUUCAUCAGACAAAUCAAACACCCAUUAAUGGAAAACAAACACCCACCGCCGGCGCCGCCCUCAUUCACGGCGGAGCUCUUCGGCGACGGUGGCUCUCAGUCGUCAUCCGCCGGAAUUUUCUCCUCAAUUUUCCCCCCACCGUUUACGGGAUCUGCACAAAAAGGGAGUUCACCGAGUCAGGUGUGGACUGCCACCCAUGGAACUUCGGCGGAGAACGUGGCGAAGAACAGCGCAAGUGCAAAUAGUAGUGUAAUGAACAUGGAGAGGAGGUCAAUCUUUCAGGAGCGAGUCGUACCGUCUCCACUAAGUUCAUCUUUAUACUACGGUGGGCAAGAAGAUAUGUACGUCUGUUCUUCAAGUGGCCCGGCUUCACAAUCAUAUUCUAAAUUCAAGAAAGUUGACGGGAAAGAUGAUCCUAAUCAUUUACACAGUGCUUCUCGAGGAAAUUGGUGGCAAGGGUCGCUUUAUUAUUAAGACGCUGCCACUUUCUAGACAACAACAUGAAUUAUCCAGCUAUUAACUAAGGAAAUUCAUGGACACUUGAUAGAAGUUUGAAGCUUUUGUUGAUAUAUGAAAUAUAUCUGCAGUAUUUUCUUCUUUUGUUCCCCUUUCAUAUCAGACUCUUUUUUUGUGACUUUUGGUUUAUGAUUUUUCAGGGUUUUUAUAUAAAUAAAAGCUUUGAUGCUAUGCAUCUUUGCAUAA